Messenger RNA from Dicentrarchus labrax (European seabass), 2344 nucleotides. Its product is annotated as 5-hydroxytryptamine receptor 3A-like. Bases 61 to 1461 code for a protein of 466 amino acids. The record is from RefSeq and is a predicted model, not a curated record. The transcript has 10 exons. Gene Ontology annotation, cellular component: synapse; membrane; neuron projection. Gene Ontology annotation, biological process: monoatomic ion transmembrane transport; chemical synaptic transmission; regulation of membrane potential. Gene Ontology annotation, molecular function: transmembrane signaling receptor activity; neurotransmitter receptor activity; extracellular ligand-gated monoatomic ion channel activity. Lineage: Eukaryota; Metazoa; Chordata; Actinopteri; Moronidae.
UGAUGCACAUCUGCUGCACAGACCUCUCAUAGACUUUGGAUUGUCUCUGGUCCUGCACUCAUGAUGCUUGCUGGCUUCCUCUUUCUGCUCUUCAUCACAGUAGAUGGGGAGUCCUCUGAGGGUAACUGCAGUUAUCAGGAUGUCUUAAACCACCUGAACUUCACUAAAAACAAAGAGCUGUUCUCAAUGAUCCGGCCUGUUAAACACUACAAGACGCCUACGAAUGUAACCCUGGAUGUACUUCUCUAUGCCAUUCUAGAUGUGAACGAGAAGGACCAGCAACUGGUUCCUUACAUUUGGCUUGAUAUGUGGUGGAAUAAUGAAUUCAUUUCCUGGGAUCCAGCUAAAUUCUGUGGUAUUCAAAAUUUUUCUCUUCCUUCUGACUUGUUGUGGAAACCAGAUAUAACUAUUGUAGAAAUGACAGAGAAGGAUAAAGCUCCACCGAGUCCUUAUCUCGUUGUUACAAGCGACGGUGUUAUCGAAAUUACGAACGACCAGGUGCUGGUCAGCACCUGCAGGAUGCACGUAUACAAAUUCCCCUUCGACAUCCAGAGCUGCAACCUCUCCUUCAAGUCUGUCGUACACUCUGUUGAGGAAAUAGAGCUUGAACAAUAUCUCAACUCUUCAAAGAUAACAGAGGGGUCUAACGAGUUGAUGCGGACCCAGUACGAGUGGCUGUUCAUCAACAUGAAAGUCAAAAGCCUGACUGACAACUAUUUUGGCUUCUACCAAAGCACGAUUAUUUACACUGUCACCAUGAAGAGAAGGUCUGCCCUCUACAUUAUCAACUUCAUGCUGCCCGUCCUGUUCUUCUUGUGUCUGGACUUGGCCUCCUUCCUGAUCUCAGACAGCGGGGGUGAGAAGCUCAGCUUCAAAGUCACUGUGCUGCUUGCCGUCACCGUACUGCAGCUUAUUCUGAAUGAAAUUCUUCCAACCUCAUCAAACAGAGUUCCACUUAUAGCGGUCUACUGCAUUGGGACUUUUGGUUUGAUGAUGCUGAGCCUCCUGGAGACGAUCGUGGUGAUGAAUCUGAGGGGAAGAGACUCUGCAUUAAAAAACAACGAGGCACAUAAAGACCAAAGCCUGAGUGAGGACUGUGGGGACAAACGAGACAGCUUCCAGAACUCUUUUAAAGACGUUAAUAAAUUGAUUCCUUGUGGAUAUCUCUGUGACAUGUCUAAUGGUGAACUUCCAUCUGAAGAGCUGCGGUUGGCCGAAAAGGGUAGCAGCAACCAACAGAUGGAGGAGUCACGUGACUUUGAAAAGCUCUCAGAUGAGCUGAGGGAGCUGGUGAAAACCCUGACUCUGCUCCUCAACAGCAGUAAGGAAGAAGAGAAACCCGGCUACUGGUACAAAAAGACUAAAACUAUCAACAAAGUCUUCUUCAUUUGCUAUGUCAUAGCUGCCACUCUGUUUUUAGUCCUGAUGUUUUUUAGCUGGAAUUCUGAAGAAGAAGAAUAAUAGUAGAGAAUAAAGAAUAAUGAACAAUGAUUUGAGUUCCCAGAAGUUGUAAACGCAAAGUCACAAGAUGCUGCAGGUAAUGACUUCACUGUUGUUAAUCUUUCCUGAAUCAUCAGCACUUUAUGUAUUCUGAUGACUUACAACAAGUUAGUUCAAUUUGUGCAGAAGCAAAGCUGUUGUGAUUGUGUCACUAACCACACACCUUACACUUACUCCCCCCUGUCCUCGAUACAUAAUCUGUACAAUCAGUUUCUGUUUCACAUCUUCUGCUGCUGCUUCAGUAAAGUUGACGAGUAAUGGUGUACUUGGCAUUUAACACACCUCUGACACUUGCAUGUUUCACAUAGUGGUUCACACAUGUAUUAUUCUAGUACACUAAUUGUACCACGAAGCGGUCGACUCAUGUCUCUGCUAUACAACAAGCAUAGUCUGUAUGUAUAAGAAAUCCACCAAUACAAACAAUUAAGCAUGCAGGUGUUUUUCUACAUAAAUAUAUAUUUACUAUGUAAUAAGGGCAAACCUUAUAAUCCACCUUAAAACAAAAUAAAAUAAAAAAAUGAAAUAUUAAUUAAAGUACAAACAAAUUCAUAUCUUACAUGUUCUGGCAGUUUUGUUUGGUUCCUGCAUGAAUCUUAUCUAUAUAUAUUAUAUGUUAACUGACAACCUUGAUUAAAAGCCACAGACGUCAUUCUACAACUGUAUUAAAGGUUGAGUACGGGGGCCGCUUUCUAUGAAAACUCACUGUAAUGCUGAAACACAUCUAUAAUAUUAUGAGGAUAUAAAAUGUGCUUUUCUUAUUAAUAUCUGUAUGUGCUGUUCUUUCACAUCUCUGCAUUAAUCUGGUUAAUAUGCUCUAAUGAGAUCUAUGAGACUCCGGCAUACA